Cryptomeria japonica (Japanese cedar) is the source of this 666-nucleotide messenger RNA. RefSeq lists its product as uncharacterized. Bases 1 to 666 code for a protein of 221 amino acids. The transcript is spliced from 2 exons. The record is from RefSeq and is a predicted model, not a curated record. Lineage: Eukaryota; Viridiplantae; Streptophyta; Pinopsida; Cupressales; Cupressaceae.
AUGUGGCAUUGUGACAGGGUGUAUGAUAGUCGACUGCGGGGCAGUGGCCGCCUGCCACAUGGUGAGCGUGGGUCCGCCGAUUUAGCCGCUAACGGGAGAGAGACGUCGCCGGCAGGUGGAGAUACCGGAGGGCCGGGAGUCGAGGUGGGGGCCAGCGGCGAGGUUUGGGCGGCUGGCGGCGGCGGGCAGCUCCAGCAGCGGUGGCGGCGGGUGGUACUUGGCUGCUGUACUGUCUGUAGCACCUGCUGUGCGGCUUUGGAGGUGGAAGCCCGGAGCACCCCUGCCCCUGCCCGUUCUCCUGGAGAGAGCAGCAAAGGAGGCGACAAAGCUUCAACACGACGCGCUCCUUCAACCCCGGCGGCUGGAGGCGGAUCCGGGUCCGCAUCUGGGUCUGGGUCUGGGAGAGGGACGGGCAGCGCUACUGCUACAGGGUCGGGGUGUAAUUCCUCUGGAAGCGGUUCUGGUUCUGGUUCUGGUACUGCCUCCAGCGGGGCAGGUGGUAGCUCCAGAGGAUCAGGCAGCGGAAGUGGGUCCGGUUCAGGCAGCUGCGGAGGUGGUCGGUCCUCUGCUAUGGGAUCCGGUUCUGGUUCUGGUUCCGGGUCUGCUUCAGUAUCGGGAUCUGCCUCUCCUACUGGCCCUGCUUCUGCUCCUUCUCCUGUUUAUUAG